CAUGUUUUACUCCCUCAGCGUGCCCACGUGUACCUGAUUGGAAAGAGAAAAUCACGCUCAGCUCUGAGACGGUUUAAGAGUCAGUUGUACUACAUGUGGUUCCGCCUUUAUCAUAGAGACAGAAACGGCGGCGAGGACUCCAGUGGAUUUGAGCAUGUGUUUGUUGGGGAAACCAAGUUUGGCAGAGAAAUCUUGGGUCUUCACAACUGGGUCCAGUUUUACCUGCAAGAGAAGCAGGAGAUUCUUGAUUACAAGGGCUACAAAGCCAGGGACAAUGAUGUGCCUAAUGAAGAUGACCACGUCUUGAAUGUGCAAUUCAGCUGGCAUGGUUUGGUCAAGCCAGUGGCCAGCGCCUUUGUUGGUGUGAGUCCCGAGUUUGAAAUGGCCAUUUUUACAAUUUUGUUCCUCACAUCCACUGAGAAGACCACCACAGCUGUGGUCAAUCUGGAUGAGUACCAGCUGGAGAUGGUGGUGCAUAGACACGGCCGCUCUAUCGGGACCGCUUAUCCCAAACUGCUGAGCAGCAACAACAGACACGUAUAGAUCCCACAACUCUACUACUAAUAUUCUGACAUUUUUUUUAAAGGCAUAUUGUAAUUUUAGAUAAGUAGACAUUUGUUUUGUAUUGGAGAAGUCUUACUUUUAGAUGCUUGUUUACUUUGCUAAUAUGUUGAACAAACUACAGUAUGCUCAUGUACAGAGUUUCACUGAAGUUUAAAUCUGAGCAAAUAUUUCAUUUCCUCAGAACUGCCUUU
Messenger RNA from Sinocyclocheilus grahami, 755 nucleotides. RefSeq names its product poly(U)-specific endoribonuclease-C. The coding region runs from base 94 to 543 and encodes 149 amino acids. Gene Ontology annotation, molecular function: RNA endonuclease activity. NCBI's taxonomy places the organism in Eukaryota, Metazoa, Chordata, Actinopteri, Cypriniformes, Cyprinidae. The transcript has 3 exons. The record is from RefSeq and is a predicted model, not a curated record.